ACAAAUCCAUGAUGGGAGACCUUUGACCCAAGGUAACAGCAACAGCCAUUUCAGGUUCUCAAACCGGCAAUUGGUUUCCAGUUGAAUCAGUCUCUGACUGACUGCCUGACAUUAUGGCCACUGCAGCACCUGUGACAGAUGAUGUGAAACACCUGAAGAGGAAGAGCAGCUAUGAAUGGCUGCCACCUUACAUGUCUGAGCUGAGGGUUGUUCUGCUGGGGAACAGCUGGUCUCAGAGGAGUUCAGUGGGGAACGUCAUACUGGGAAAAACUAAGUUCAACACUGAAGAAGAACCAGACUGCUGUCUGACAGAAAGAGGACAGAUAAAGGACAAAGAAAUAGUUCUGAUCAACACUCCAGAUCUGCUGCAUCUCAACAUCUCUGGAAACAAACUGUCAGAACAUGUAGAAGACUGUGUGAGACUCUCUGAUCCUGGACCUCAUGUGUUCCUGCUGGUUCUACAGCCUGAAGACUUCACUGAGAAACACAAACUGAGACUCUGCAGAGUCCUGAAACUCUUCAGUGAUCAAUCAUUUGAUCAUUCAUUGAUACUGAUAUCAACACCCAGAGAGGAGAGCUCAGGUUUCAAAGAUGAACCAGACCAGCCCUUAAAAGACAUGAUCAGAAUGUGUAGAUACAGAUACCUGAAGCAGAAGAACCUUGAACGUCCAGAGCUGUUAACACGAUUGGGUCAAACUGCAAAGGAGAACAAUGGAGAGCAU
Epinephelus lanceolatus (giant grouper) is the source of this 722-nucleotide messenger RNA. The record is from RefSeq and is a predicted model, not a curated record. Lineage: Eukaryota; Metazoa; Chordata; Actinopteri; Perciformes; Serranidae.